Lymnaea stagnalis (great pond snail) is the source of this 351-nucleotide messenger RNA. Lineage: Eukaryota; Metazoa; Mollusca; Gastropoda; Lymnaeidae. The record is from the annotation of a GenBank genome assembly.
AAAAUUGUAGAAGCGCAAAACAAAUCGGCGGCGAUUGCGUUCGUUUCCGACCGCAAAAUGCGUGAACUAAACAAAGAAUUUCGCGGCAAAAAUUCGACCACUGACGUUUUAUCAUUUCCUUUUGAAUCCGACGAAUUCGACCUCGAACAAGACUUUUUGGGCGACAUCAUCAUUUCGCUCGAACAGGCUCAGAAACAAGCCGUCGAAAACGGUUUGGAUUUGGAAACCGAAAUAAAACAGUUGAUCUUACACGGUAUUUUGCAUCUUUGCGGCUUCGACCACGAAACCGACAACGGCGAGAUGAACAAACGCGAACUCGAAUUGAGAGAAACUUUGCAAAUCAAUAAUUAA